CUGGUGGACGGGGCCGCUCAAUGCGAACAGCGCAGCGGUUUUAACGAAAGACACUUGCAAAAAAAAAAUAAUAAUAAUAAUCAAGUGUUAGCAAGGAGUAAUAUUUAAUCGGUUUCUUCCGAUUGAUUUAUCGGCUGGCGCUGGUGACCGGUGAGCGGACCCGCGCCAUGUGUGAGGUGGAGGACGACUACCCGGGAGAGCCGCUGUACGAGGCAGCGGCGGCGGCGGCGGUCUCGGCCACGAGUGUUGCACAGAAAUGUAUGAAAUGCAAGACCAAUUCAGCAGUGUUGGUCAUUCGAGUGGGAGAUGCGUUUUGCAAAUCUUGCUUCAAAGAAUAUUUUGUGCACAAAUUCCGUGCCAUGCUAGGGAAGACACGGUUAAUAUUUCCAGGAGAACAGGUCCUGCUCGCAUUAUCUGGUGGUCCAACAUCCAGUGCAAUGCUUUGUCAGGUUCAAGAGGGUUUGGCCAGAGAAGCUCCAAAAAAGUUGCGCUUUUCACCUGGGAUAGUGCAUAUAGACGAGGGAGCUGUAUGUGGAAGGAGCCUAGAGGAAAGACAGGAAACUUUAUCACAGCUUGAACGCAUGUUCCAGGCUUCAGGAUUUUCUUACCAUAUAGUCUUUUUAGAGGAGGUGUUCAAGUUGCCAAAUUCCAUGUUACACAGUGUAUCCUGCAGUCCAGCUAGCCAUGGCGAAAACUACAAAGAGGCAGUGGAUGGUUUCCUACAAAAACAAAGAGAGACUCUGGUUCAUGCAGAGCAAAAGCCUACAGCUGUGGAGCAGUUGAACUUCACCCAUGCAGAAGAUCCGGUUCAAACAAAACUUGGUCAGCUCAGUAUUGAUGAUGUAUUUACUGACCUGAAUUCUGGAAGCACCUUGACAGAAACUUCCACUCGUGAGAAAUGCAAAUUUACCCUGGCACAAACAGAAGCAGUAAAGGAACUGUUCAGUUCAAUAAAAACUUUGACUGCUAAAGAGGAAUUGCUGCAAACAUUACGACAUCAUCUGCUUUUGUACACUGCAAGGAUCAAUGGCUACACAAAAAUAAUGAUGGGAGACAGCUGUACCCGAUUGGCUGUAAAACUGCUGACUAACAUUUCAUUGGGACGUGGAGCCUCACUUGCCAUUGACACAGGUUUUUCAGAUAAUCGUUACGGAGAUGUCAUCAUUGUACGGCCAAUGAGGGAAUAUUCGUCUAAAGAAAUUGCUUUCUACAAUAAGCUGUUUGAUGUUCCUAACGUCUUUACCCCAGCAUUGGAUACAAAGGCCAGUGAUAAAGCUAGCAUCCAUCGACUGACUGAGAGUUUUGUGAACAAAUUGCAGGCUGAUUUCCCAUCCACUGUAAGCACUGUUUACAGGACCAGUGAGAAACUGAAUACAGCCUGUUCUGACUUGUGUGGAGCUGAACAGCCAGAUAAAUGUUUGCUGUGCCUCUGCGCUAUGAACAAUAAAAUAGAGGAAGCCUCAGCGUUUCAUGCCACCCUAAUAUCAGAAAAAUUGUCACUCAAGCAAGUUCCUGAUCAGGUGCCAGAGGUCACUGAGCAACCCUGCUGUGGUGGUGGUGAUGGAGAGGAAAAUAAUGGAAAAUGCUGUGAUAUGCAAUCAGAAACAGCGUGCUUUUCAACAGACUGUGGGAAUAGAACCACCAAUCUCCUUGCACUGCUUUGCUACAGUUGUAGACUAACUAUCAAAGAUAUGGUAUCACUGGAUCUGUUACCACAAUAUGUCCUCUCUGAAGCAGAACGCAGGAAACGCAGAGCACAGGUGAAGGAACAGAUCGAAGAGUUCCUGUUGGCUCCUGAGAAGGAGACGGAUGUUGCUAGUUCCUGACCCGUCAGCCUGAAUUUGCUAUAUUGCAGAUUAUAUACUGACUGUCCAAUUAACCCAGAAGCAAAUGUGUUAUGAAUAAACCAUGAAUUGUAACUUGCCUUCUCAUUUUGGCACUUAAAGUUCAGAUAAUUAGAUUUCCACCUUCAGUCCCAAGGGUUUGCAUUAAGAACUCCAGUGCAGAUUGUCCAUAUAUUAUUCAUAAUCACAAACCUCAUUUUGACUUGUAGUCAUGUUUUGUUUACCUAUUUACUUUGUGCUGCUCUUGUCAAACAUUAAAUCAUAUUUGUAAAUACAUUUGAAAUAUUAAAUUCAAAAUUGUUCCUCAAUUUAGAAUGGUGAGAUUUUCUAUUGCAUUAGUUUUGAAGAUUGUGUUGUUUUUAAUGUGGUUUUUGCAAAUGGUUUAGAUGUGUUAUUCUGUCUGUCAGAUUGAUUUACUCCUAUCUUGAACAGCAUUCUUAUUGAGCUCAACUGGGUGGAAAGAGCACCUGUCAUUGCUCCAACAACUAAAGUACAAUCCUGGUCUCUAGUGCUAUAGCUAGUUUGCAUGCUCUCCCUGCAGCCAUGUGGGUUUCCUCUAAAUGUUUUGAGUUUUCACCCACAUUCCCAAAAAUACAUGGGCUGGCAGGUUUUAUUAGCGACUGUAAAUUGCCAAUACUAUUUAGAUGCUUGGUAGAAUUGAGGAGGUGGUUAAUGGGGAUUUGUGGGGGGUAGUAAGGGAAUAAAAUGGUGCUUAGUCAGCAGAGAAGGGUAUGUUUCUGUGUUGUAUUACAUCGAUGGGUUAAUUAAAUACUGAAUACAGAAUUUAACUUGAUCAAAAGGAAAGCAAAUUUCAGAACUUGUAUGUGUCUUCUAGCAGUACUCAAACCAGAUAUGCCAUUUUCUUCAAAGCUUGAAUAAACUUUGUUUACAAGCA
Molecule: messenger RNA, 2739 nt
Organism: Leucoraja erinaceus (little skate)
Lineage: Eukaryota; Metazoa; Chordata; Chondrichthyes; Rajiformes; Rajidae
Gene: ctu2
Product: cytosolic thiouridylase subunit 2 homolog (S. pombe)
Exons: 15
Coding region: 168-1826 (552 amino acids)
Biological process (GO): tRNA wobble position uridine thiolation
Cellular component (GO): cytosol
Molecular function (GO): tRNA binding; sulfurtransferase activity
Source: RefSeq, a predicted model, not a curated record